CACAGCCGCAAGAUCCGCCACCGGUGCUGCCUGCGCGUGCCUUUCCUCUCCAGCGCCGACCUCCCUCCUGCCUCUCUCUCCCUCCGGCGCUCCUCCCCGCCUAGCACCGCCGUCCUCCUUCUUCCGCCCGGCGCCCCCAAGCUGCUCGCCGAAACGCCACCAAGGCCAAGCGGAUCCAUGGCGCAGGCCAAACGGUACGUGCUGCGCCUCUUCAUCUCGCUCAAGUACGUGACGGCCAACGUGGUGGACCGGCAGAGCGGCCGCGUCGUGGUCACCGCCUCCUCCGUCGAGAAGCCCCUCCGGGACGGGCUGGAGUGCGGCCGCGCCUGCAACGCCAAGGCGGCGGCCGCCGUCGGCGAGGUGCUCGCCAUGCGCCUCCGGGUCGACGGCCUGGCCAGCGAGCCCAUCCACGCCGCCGCCGAGAAGGAGGUCCAGAAGAAGGGCUUCAAGAACCGCACCAAGGUCUGGGCCAUCCUCAACGCGCUCCGAGACCACGGCGUCAACCUCCGCGUCGACGACGACGGUGACCACCGCCGCCAUGUCUGACGGACCCACAGAUAUCGGCAUCAGUGUUCAGUGCGUCCCGCAACUCUACUUCUACUUCAGUUAUUCAAGUGUAUUCUGCUGAUGUUGCCUCAUGCCACUCAACUGUUCUAGUUCUCAGCUCUCACUUACUCCUAGUUUAAUACUCCACAUGUUAAUACUAUUUAGCAUGUUAAUACUCAUAGUUUGCUGUGUUGCAAGGUCACGACUGGAUUUAUUUAGCUUCUAUGUAAACAGAACAAACCAUGAAUCGGAUUUUUGGUUAAGUGUA
Molecule: messenger RNA, 814 nt
Organism: Lolium rigidum
Lineage: Eukaryota; Viridiplantae; Streptophyta; Magnoliopsida; Poales; Poaceae
Exons: 1
Coding region: 178-546 (122 amino acids)
Biological process (GO): translation
Cellular component (GO): ribosome
Molecular function (GO): structural constituent of ribosome; 5S rRNA binding
Source: RefSeq, a predicted model, not a curated record